AUGACGUCGUACAAUCCAUCCUCAUUUCAGGUUCAAGCCUUGGCCUCGAGUAUCUCGAGAAGGCUAUCGAGUGAAACAAACGCUUUGCUCGUGAACAUAGUGCCGACGGGAAGACAAGCCAAACGACAUGCACAACAAAUCAACUACGCCGAGGAUUUCGGAGAUGAUUUCGAGUUUGAGUCGACACCCAACGACUUGGCGUACGAGAACGGGAGAAGCAGCCGAACUAUCAUAGAAGCCAAGACGCAGGUCGACAUUCAGAAGUUUACACCAGCGCGAAACACGCCGAGACUCAAACUGCUCGAGAAUGAGAUUAACGUGAAUGCUCAAACAGGCAAGCCCGACGUGUUGAUACCUAUCAAAUUGAAUAUCGAGAGCACGCACACCAACCACAAGCUCAAUGACAUAUUCAUGUGGAACAUGAAUGAGUCGCUAGUGACCCCCACCGAUUUCGCCGCGAUUCUUUGCAAUGACCUCGAGUUGCCCAACCAGAUGAUUACCCAAAUUGCCGACUCAAUCACGCAGCAGUUGGACGAGUACUCGUAUGCGUCGAGUCUUACCAUCUCAAACAGGAACCCGUGCAACGUCAUCAUUGACUUGUCCGUCAAUUUGAAUAAACAGUUGUACCAGGACAGGAUAGAAUGGGACUUGAACCAAAACGAAGUCACGCCAGAACAGUUUGCAGAGAUUGUUGUUGCCGACCUCGGUCUCUCCUUGGAGUUCCAGCUCGCCAUCUCGCACGCCUUGCAUGAGAUUAUCAUCCGGGUCAAGAAAGAAGCCAUCGACGGGUCUUUCAAUAACGAACUUCACAACUUGCAUCUUGUCAAGGGUAUAAUAUUCGAGAAUGGGUUGAGGAUCUUUACGGAGAGCAGCAUCUCAAAUGGCAAUGACCGCUGGGAACCCUCGGUUGAGAUCUUGAGCUCGAGCGAAAUUGAAAGAAGGGAAAAUGAAAGAAUCAGAAACUUGAGAAGAUUAAAGAGAGAAAGCAUGAGACGAGAUUACGAUGAGAAUCCGCUGAAAAAGAGACACGUUGGACGGCCAAGAAAGGAGGAGUAUUCCACUGGUGAAUGGAGGUGA
Molecule: messenger RNA, 1077 nt
Organism: Lodderomyces beijingensis
Lineage: Eukaryota; Fungi; Ascomycota; Pichiomycetes; Serinales; Debaryomycetaceae
Source: the annotation of a GenBank genome assembly